AUGGCUAACUACUCCGCGAUCGCAUCCGAGCCACACGACGAUCCCAUGUCCGCGAGCACGGGGUCGCUGCGAGGGCGACGGCGCGGGCGUGGGAAGAAGGAUGUCGGCCACCGGGGCCAGGCGUCGUGGAUAUCCAGCGUUAUCAAUCUGGCCAACACCAUCCUUGGCGCGGGCCUCCUCGCCAUGCCCUCGGCCCUCUCCAAGAUGGGCAUCUUCCUCGGUAUCUUCGUCAUAGCCUGGGCUGGCUUCACCGCAGCUUUCGGUCUCUACCUCCAGACCCGCUGCGCACGAUACAUCGACCGCGGUCACGUCUCCUUUGCGGCGUUGUCUCAGCUGACCUACCCAAAUGCCUCGAUUCUCUUCGACGCCGCCAUCGCUAUCAAGUGCUUUGGCGUGGCAGUGAGCUAUCUGAUCAUCAUCGGCGACCUCAUGCCCGGCGUAGUCGUGGGCUUCGUGCCCAGCGCUAAGGAUGUCACUUUCCUCGUCGACAGGCAGUUCUGGAUCACAGCGUUCAUGCUCAUUGUCAUCCCUCUCUCCUUCCUGCGCCGUCUCGAUUCGCUCAAAUACACCUCCAUCAUCGCUCUCUUCUCCAUCGCCUACCUCGUCAUCCUGGUUGUGGCCCACUACCUCAAAGGUGACACGCUUGCCUCGCGCGGCACCGUCCGAGUCUUUGAAUGGGCUGGUCCUGUCAGUGCCCUUGCUGCCUUCCCCGUCAUUGUCUUCGCGUACACAUGCCACCAGAACAUGUUCUCCAUCCUCAACGAGAUCGCCAACAACUCGCACUUCCGCACCACCACCGUUAUCGGCGCAUCCAUCGGCGGCGCCUGUGCUCUCUACAUCCUCACCGGCAUCACGGGCUACCUGUCUUACGGCGACAACAUCAAAGGCAACAUUGUGAGCAUGUACCCCACCGCCGCUGCAGCCACCAUCGGUCGUUUCGCCAUUGUCAUUUUAGUCAUGUUUUCCUAUCCGCUGCAGAUCCAUCCCUGCCGCGCCAGUCUUGACGCAUGUGCAAAAUGGCGCCCACGCCGCCGCUCGCCCUCGAGCCGCGAAGGCAGUCCUACACGCCACUCGCUCGUCGGCAAUGAAGCCGCAAAACCCAAGGUCGAGAUGAGCGACAUGCGAUUUGCCAUCGUGACGACUAUCCUCAUCGUCCUGUCUUUCGUCACCGCCAUGACCGUCUCUUCACUCUCCCUCGUGCUAGCCUACGUCGGCAGCACCGGCUCAACGACCAUUUCUUUCAUCUUACCCGGCCUGUUCUACUACAAGAUCUCCGACCCAGACUCGCCGCAUCACCAGCGCCUAGUCAAGGACGAGGACGACGAGAAUGAAUUCGUGUCUGGCGUAGAAGGAGGCGCGAGUAGAGAGGGCAACGAGAACCGCGACUGGAGACGCGGACUCCUUCGCAAUGCAGCGCUGGGUCUAGCUGUGUAUGGACUCUUGGUCAUGAUCACUUGUUUGGGUAUCAAUCUUGUUUUUGGCGCGAGCGGGCAUUAG
Molecule: messenger RNA, 1497 nt
Organism: Ascochyta rabiei
Lineage: Eukaryota; Fungi; Ascomycota; Dothideomycetes; Pleosporales; Didymellaceae
Exons: 4
Coding region: 1-1497 (498 amino acids)
Biological process (GO): amino acid transmembrane transport
Cellular component (GO): fungal-type vacuole membrane
Molecular function (GO): L-arginine transmembrane transporter activity; L-glutamate transmembrane transporter activity; L-lysine transmembrane transporter activity
Source: RefSeq, a predicted model, not a curated record